Drosophila bipectinata is the source of this 4459-nucleotide messenger RNA. RefSeq lists its product as uncharacterized. Gene Ontology annotation, molecular function: outward rectifier potassium channel activity; potassium ion leak channel activity. Gene Ontology annotation, cellular component: plasma membrane. Gene Ontology annotation, biological process: potassium ion transmembrane transport; stabilization of membrane potential. Lineage: Eukaryota; Metazoa; Arthropoda; Insecta; Diptera; Drosophilidae. The record is from RefSeq and is a predicted model, not a curated record.
CAUCACAAUAGCUUAGGAUUUCCAUACAUAUGUUUUUUUCUGGCUCCAACUGAAAUGAUUGCCAUUGGAGUGGACACCUUAUGAGACAAACAAAAUUCACAGCAUGCAACCGGCUUAAGACGCUUGCAAUUCCCAGAAAUAACAGACCAGGACACACAAGGCCAUGCCAGCCAGGACCCCCCGCCAGAGUCCAGAGUGCCGAGUCCAGAGCCAGGAGUUGGAUCAGCUGUGCUGGAUGUACAUGCAUAAUUGAAAACUCCGAUUGCUGCAACCUUUCGCCAGUAAAAGGAAAGAAAAGUACUGCUCCUGGCGGGCUGCCCUGCCGGCUGGCAAUUGAAAAACCCGUAGACAAUGUUUUCCAAAUGACGUCCACCGAGGCGCCUGCGUCGAUUCGAGUGGAACGUGUUGGUGGAGCUGUAGGCCAAAAGCAAAGUGUUUGGUAGAAUGUCCCCUCAGUGCGAAGUCGGCUGGCAAACCAGACGCUUGGAUUGGCUGCCUAGAACCGAGAAGACACAUAUUUCUCGCCCAGCCAUUACCAAUUCUGAAUUCAGUUCUGAGCCGAACGUAACGGUCUUUUGAAUAAUUGAAACACCGCGUACCGAACACUAUUCGAUUCAAAAUUGAUUGCUCAUACGCCGCGUGGGCCGUUCGCUGGGAUACAAAAGGAUAAGAGGAGAAAAUAAAAUUACGAUCGUAAAACAAUUGAGUUCCGUAGGCAAAUGCGUUGAACCGCUCACGCCGAACGCCAAAAGCUCACUGAGCGGCGUCUGGCGAUCGAAAUAAAAACAAAGCCAGAAAUAACUCGAAAACAAAACCCAAAAACCCAAACAGUUAAGAAAAAAAAAUUUAUGAAAAAAACGAGUCAAAAGGUGUUUUAAGGGGCGCUGGCGCUUAGACUUGACAUGAGCCAAGGCUAGCAACACAACAACAACGAAACAACGAAACCGAGGGGAAUAAACUGGCACAACAACUUUAAAAGUACAAACGGCACAAGUUGAGGAAGAGCCCAUGAAGUGCAUAGACCAGGAACAAUGGUAAAUGCCACGUCAGCAGCAGCAGCAGAAGCAGCAGCAACAACAUUUGUAGCAGCAACAUCAUCACUACCAGCAGCAACAACAACGAGAGAAUGACAAAAGCGAGUCAACGACAGCUUAAAACAUAAUACGUUAGCUAAAGGCAACAAGCGGAUUGGGUGAAAGGAGAAACUAGAGGGGAGAAAGCAGACUAGAGACAGGAGACGUCAAACGGCAGUCGACAGGCGGAGAAAGUGGCAGAGAACAAAAGCGACAUUACAAAUGAUGAGAAAUCGUUGCUGCAAUUAGUUGGCCCAAUGCCCAAAGGGUUGAUGUUCUGCUCAUGAAUCGCUUGAAGCCAACGGAUCCGGAAAUGCUAGCGAACGGAAACGGGCGGAUAGAAGCUCCAGCUGGCCACUAAAUGUCAUUGAACACUGACCGAUCAUGUCCGACGUUGAGAAGGCGAUUAAGGCCAAGUUUCAGCACCAGCCGCAGGACAUCAAAGGCCCCGCCUGUGGCAUUGACGAUGAGACCGAUGCGGAUGCCGAAAGCCGAACCGCGCCUCUGGGAUCGGAAGCCGGCGUUAAGACAUCCUCCACCACCGCCACUCUAACCACCAAGCCGGGUAGUUGCACCCGUCGCCUCUGCGGCCAGCUGCUGAAGUUGCUCCUUUCCACGCCAGGACUAGUGCUCCUUGUCAUCGGGUACUCUGUGCUCGGCGGGCUCAUCUUUCCGCUGCUGGAGGCCCCGCAGGAUCUGAGCAAGUCGGCGGCCAUUGCCAAGAGUCGCGAGGAUUGCCUGAGAGAGCUGUGGAUAAUAACAGAGAAACUCAACGUUCUGUAUGAACGCAACUGGACAAUGCUGGUCCAUGAGCAACUGCGUCGCUUCGAGGGCUCCAUUGUGGCAGCCACCCGUCAGGGAUCCGCCGGAGGUGGAGCCGGAGGAUUCGGCAAUUUUCAGGGCGGCAGUGCCAGUGCCCUGGGCCAUUUCGGCUACGAUGCCGGCGACUCCCAGAGCUGGACAUUCAGCGAGGCUCUACUAUACUCGGUCACUGUGAUAACGACAAUUGGUCAUGGCAGCCUCACGCCGCGCACCUCCGCCGGCAAACUGGCGACCAUUCUGUACGCCCUGGUGGGCGUGCCCCUCAUGCUGAUGUGCCUCUCCAGCCUGGGAGCCCUUCUGGCCGAGGGUCUGCAGUGCACCUACGUGCGGCUCUGCUGCCAGCUGCAGCACCACCAGCACCGCCACCACCACAGGAGCAGGAGCCGGAAAAAGUCCUUGGCCACGGCUUCAACGACAGCCGCAACAACACCGACCAGCUUGGAGAAGGAUAAGGACAAGGACAAGAGCGGAAAGCGACAACGCCUGGGGGCCAACUGCAAAGGCUGCAAGUACGAUGCGGCCAACAGUGAGACGAGUCUGAACGAUUGCUUCGAGUACGGGGCGAAGGAGAAGCUGCCGCCGGAAAAAGGGGAAGAUGCCUGUCAAUUGUUGCACAACUUGAAUCAGCAGCAGCAAUUUUACCAACAGCAGCAGCAGCAGCAUCAGCAACAGCCACAACAGCCGGAUGUCAUGCUAAUGACAACGACAACAGGCAAUGCAUUGCUGAAAUACGCACCGCAGCAGCAGCAACAGCAGCAGCAGCAGCACUUGCAACAACUGCAACACCAACAACAGCAGCAGCAAUUAUCGACAGCAACUCUCCCGCGGCAACAUCACCAACAACAGCAGCAAGUGCAACAGAAUUUCGUGGCCGUACCAAGCAGCAUGCUGCGCACAAUGCCGCUCACAGUGCCGCCGAAUUGUUAUGCCCCUGCAACUGCCACGAUUUACUUUCCAUUUGCCCCCUCGGCACCCGGCAGCCCUGCCCACGGCCACUCCCUGUUGGCCGCGAAUCCGAAUCCGGUCCUCAAUCCGAAUCCAAAUGGGCUGGGGCAUGCAACCGGGAGUGGCGGUCUGGUCAAGUAUCACACGUUACAUUUGCAACCGGCUUCCGGCAAGCACCGGGUGCUGGCCUCGGGCCUUCAGGACACUUCAGGACCCGGGCCGGAAUCGGCGACCCUCGAGGCCAUCACACUGCCACCGCCACCGGCCUAUCAAACGGGCAGUUUGCAUGCUGUGCGACGAGGCAAGUUCGUGACGAAACCCUUGCCGCACGAGAUCAAUGCUCUGAUGGACUGUGGCACGGGAUCCACUGAUUUAUUGCUGCCGGCAGCAGGACCCGCACCGGCAACAUCGGUUGGAGCAGCAGCAACAGCAACAGGCACCGCCGCAACACCCGCACCACCAUUGUUAACCUACACAGUGGCCGCAGCAACCAGCCCACAACUGGCCGGUGGCAUUCAAGGCGUGGCAGCAGCACCACCACCACCAGUGGGUGCAACAUCGGCGGCAACACUGUCCGAUAACAGUUUUAUGGCCGCAGGUAUUUGUGGCAUUGCAGCAGGCGGAGCAGCAACAGCCUCAUCGGGGACGACAGCAACAUUGUCAGUCCUUCUAAACGCCAACUCGACGGGCACGGUGGACAUAAUGGAGGACGAGGAGGAGCAGGAAAGGGAGCGAUUGAGUAACUGCCCGCAUGGCACCCCCUCGCGUGUUCCGCUGAUAGCCAGCUCCAUGGGUGCGCCCCAGGAUUCUGGGGGCGUUGGAAGCACCUCCACCACUUACAACCGCCACACGCUGCAGCCGCUGAGCCGCAAGACCCUUCUGCUAACCCGCCGCUGCCAGAGGCAUGCCACUGGAACUCUGUACGACAGCACGGCCAACAACACGGAGACCUCCGACGACGACGGGGAGUACAUGCAACAUGGCAGCGAGCAGUUUGUGCUAAAGAAGCUCCGACACCACGGCGGACCGGAGGAGGAGUCUCGCCGCCGGCGAAGGGGGGACACAGACGGCGAGGGGGAGGACUCCGAGGAGGACGAGGACGAAGAGCCGGAGCAGCAGGUGCCCAUCAGCCUAGUGCUGCUCAUCCUCAUGUGCUACAUCUGCGUGGGCACCGUGAUCUUCGCCCUCUGGGAGGACUGGUCCUUGGUGGACGGCGCCUACUUCUGCUUCGUGACGCUCUCAACAAUCGGCUAUGGGGACUUUGUGCCGGCCCGGAGCUUCAACGGUCCGGAGCUGCAGCUGUACGCCUGCUGCGCCUACCUCCUCCUGGGCCUCGUACUGGUGGCCAUGUCCUUCAGCAUCCUGGAGACACAGCUGAUGUGGAAGUGCAAGAGGAUUGCCGUGCGACUGAAGCUGACCCGCACGGAUUGAUAGUAUACUCUGAACACAAUCGCAAACGCAAAGCUUAUAGCCUAGACUAAGUUACAGUGUACUAUGUAAUUAGAAACCAAAAACUAGCCCAUCUCUGUGUAUAUUUGUCUGCCUAGCGAAAUACAUGUAAUAGCGAGGGACAAGUGCUCGUACGUUGUCUGGAAUUCAAAUGAAUUUGUGUAAAUAAA